UUGAAAAAAAAAUUUUUUUCUACUUAAGACUAAAAAAAUGAACAGAUUUUCAAAUUUUGUCUGCGUUUAUGAUUUUUGUUGUAAGUGAUAAAAUGCCAGCCACGACAGAGAAUGUCGUUGACAGAGGACUGAACCUGCCGUAACUUAACAUAGUCAUCAAUACAUAAGCAGCCUGGAUUGCAUGACUCUGUCUCUUUUGUUGAUACACACCCGAAAGAGAAAGCAGAGCUGUUCUUGUGAGCUUGGCGGAGUCUCAUUUUUUGUCUGAUUGAAUAUUUUCCAACAGUUGGUGACUUGAGAGAACACUUCCUGGUAGGAUACACUUUUCCUUGAAAGUGUAUAACAGUGCGAGUUUUUCCCGAGCGCAUCUUUGCUGCUCAGCAAUGACACACGACUUGAAAAUCCAUGCUGGUGAAGCGCAGCAUUUGCAAGAAAACUGUUCAGAGGCAUUUUCUGACCCUUCCCAACUGAAGACUCAGAAAGGGGACUACACUGAGGAAAAACCACAUUCAUGCGAACACUGUUCAAAAGCAUUUUCUCGUGCUUCAAACUUAAAACAACACAUGAAGAUCCAUACUGGUGAGAAACCAUAUACGUGUGAGUAUUGCAAGAAAACAUUUUCUCAUGGUGGACACCUCAAAACACACAUGAGAACCCAUACCGGUGAGAAAACAUACUCGUGUGGUCGCUGUGUUAAGGCAUUUUCAAGCAUUUCAGAGUUAAAGAUUCAUAUGAGGAUCCAUACUGGUGAAAAACCCUACUCGUGUGAGCAUUGUUCGAAAUCGUUUACUCGAUCUGCAGACUUAAAACGACACAUAAGAGUCCAUACUGGUGAAAAACCUUAUUUGUGCAAUUACUGUUCAAAAACAUUUACCGACUCUACGAAUUUAAGACAACAUAUUAGAUGCCAUACUGGCGAAAAACCCUUUUCGUGCGAUACAUGUUCGAUGGCUUUUUCUCAAGUUUCCUCCUUGAAGAAACACACGAGAGUCCAUACUGGCGAAAAACCCUACUCGUGUGAGUGCUGUUCGAAAGCAUUCACCAACUCCUCAAAUUUUAAAAAACACAUGAGAAUCCAUACCGGUGAAAAACCCUACUCGUGUGAGUAUUGUUCAAGAGCAUUCACUCAAUCUGUAAGUUUAAGAGAACAUAUGAGAGUGCAUACUGGCGAAAAACCCUAUUCGUGCGAAUAUUGCUCAAAGACAUUUGCUCAACACAGAGCUUUAAAACAGCAUACGAGGGUGCAUACUGGCGAAAAACCAUAUGCGUGUGAAUAUUGUUCAAAAGCUUUUUCUCAACAUACUGUUCUGACACAACACAUGAGAAUUCAUACAGGCGAGAAACCCUAUUCUUGUGAGUACUGUUUGAAGACAUUUGCUAACUCUGCCAAUUUUAACAAACACAUGAGAAUCCAUUCAGACAGAAAAGCGUAUUCGUGUGAACACUGUUCAAAAGCAUUUAUUGACUCUGCAAAUUUGAAACAACACAUGAGGAUCCAUACUGGCGAGAAACCCUAUUUGUGCAAAUAUUGUUCAACAGCAUUUACUAAAUCAGCUAAUUUGAAACGACAUAUUCGAGUCCAUACUGGGGAGAAACCCUAUGUGUGUGAAUAUUGUUCAACAGCAUUUACUGAAUCUGAUACUUGGAAGCAUCAUAUGAGAGUCCAUAUAGGAGUCCCUGGUGGGAAACCCUUCGUAAAGAUUGCUCCAAAGCCUUUACACUAACUUUUUUAAAACUAACUCUGCAACUUAAAAAAAAAAAAAACAUAUGAAAAUCUAUACUGGCUCAAAAACCCAUUGUACUGUCCAACCACGGAUUGUAUGGAAUUUUCAAACAUCCAGAUAAGACGAAUCUAUCUGAAUGAGGGGGAAAAGUAAAAAUUUGAUGUCGGUAUUCUGCUCAUUUGAAUGAGACUCUGCUUCUGCAAAAGCUGGCAUCGCUAAAAAAUAAUGGAUUUGUCCAUUUCCGGCUGUAAAACGGAUGUUUGUCUUUCCAUACAAUUCGUGGUCAGAGAGUAUGUGCAUGUUGUUCGGAAGCAUUUAGUACCGCAACGCAUCUAAAACAACACAUGAUCAAAUCAUAUGUUUGUGUGCCUUCUGAUUGAAAAUAUUUUUUCAUGCUGGAAAAUUUCAUACUUUUAUAGUGCA
Messenger RNA from Uloborus diversus, 2147 nucleotides. Its product is annotated as zinc finger protein 271-like. The record is from RefSeq and is a predicted model, not a curated record. The coding region runs from base 384 to 1724 and encodes 446 amino acids. NCBI's taxonomy places the organism in Eukaryota, Metazoa, Arthropoda, Arachnida, Araneae, Uloboridae. The transcript is spliced from 2 exons.